This is a messenger RNA of Papaver somniferum (opium poppy), 2450 nucleotides long. Its product is annotated as ATP-citrate synthase beta chain protein 2. Bases 242 to 2068 code for a protein of 608 amino acids. NCBI's taxonomy places the organism in Eukaryota, Viridiplantae, Streptophyta, Magnoliopsida, Ranunculales, Papaveraceae. Gene Ontology annotation, molecular function: ATP citrate synthase activity. The record is from RefSeq and is a predicted model, not a curated record. Gene Ontology annotation, cellular component: cytosol. Gene Ontology annotation, biological process: acetyl-CoA biosynthetic process; fatty acid biosynthetic process; tricarboxylic acid cycle. The transcript is spliced from 17 exons.
CGUGACUAGUUUACAACCUUCCCCCGUCUCUCUCUCCUUGCAAAGAAAUUAAGAUUGGUUGAGUCAGUAAGAAGAGGAGUGUCUCGCCUAUAAAUAGGAUCGGCUCCUUCCGACAUAUUUGCAUCUCUUUUCUUUCUAUCUGCUCUUUUCGCAGAAUCCCUCUUCACUUCUCCUUCUCCGCCCAAAUUCAAACUCAAUAUCGCCACAACUAAUUCAGGUAGUGUUGAGUGCUCUGUCCAUCAUGGCGACUGGGCAACUAUUUUCCCGGACCACACAAGCCCUAUUCUAUAACUACAAGCAACUUCCUAUCCAACGGAUGCUUGAUUUUGACUUCCUUUGUGGGAGAGAGACGCCAUCUGUUGCUGGAAUUAUAACUCCGGGUGCUGAGGGGUUCCAGAAACUUUUUUUCGGUCAGGAGGAAAUUGCAAUUCCCGUUCAUUCAGCUGUUGAGGCCGCUUGCGCUGCACAUCCAACAGCUGAUGUUUUUAUCAAUUUUGCAUCAUUCAGAAGCGCGGCUGCUUCUUCUAUGGCUGCUUUGAAGCAACCCACUAUUAGAGUUGUGGCUAUAAUAGCAGAAGGCGUUCCAGAGUCUGAUACCAAGCAGUUGAUUGCAUACGCCAAGGCAAACAAUAAGGUUGUGAUUGGACCUGCCACCGUUGGAGGCAUUCAAGCUGGAGCAUUUAAAAUUGGUGACACUGCUGGAACUAUUGACAAUAUCAUCCAGUGCAAGCUAUACAGGCCUGGAUCUGUUGGAUUCGUGUCCAAAUCUGGUGGCAUGUCUAAUGAAAUGUACAACACUAUAGCCCGUGUGACAGACGGAAUAUAUGAAGGUAUCGCAAUUGGAGGAGAUGUGUUCCCGGGAUCAACUCUUUCUGAUCAUAUCCUGCGAUUUAACAACAUCCCCCAGGUUAAAAUGAUGGUUGUACUUGGGGAACUGGGUGGAAGAGAUGAGUACUCUCUUGUCGAAGCCUUGAAACAGGGAAAGGUCAAUAAACCUGUUGUAGCCUGGGUGAGCGGAACCUGUGCCCGACUUUUCAAGUCGGAAGUUCAAUUUGGUCAUGCAGGUGCCAAAAGUGGUGGUGAGAUGGAGUCGGCGCAAGCCAAGAACGAGGCACUAAGGGAUGCAGGUGCCAUUGUUCCCACAUCUUUUGAAGAACUAGAGAUAGCAAUUAAAGAGACGUUUGAAAAACUUGUUGAAGAUGGAAAGACAACGCCCGUUAAGGAAAUCACACCUCCUCAAAUCCCUGAGGAUCUUAGCAUCGCUAUUAAGAGCGGAAAAGUUCGCGCUCCAACUCACAUUGUUUCCACCAUCUCUGAUGACAGAGGUGAAGAGCCAUGUUAUGCCGGUGUUCCAAUGUCAUCAAUCGUUGAGCAGGGUUAUGGUGUCGGUGAUGUUAUCUCCCUUUUAUGGUUUAAACGCAGUCUUCCUCGCUACUGCACACACUUUAUUGAGAUUUGCGUCAUGUUAUGUGCUGACCAUGGUCCCUGUGUCUCUGGCGCUCACAAUACCAUUGUCACUGCAAGGGCCGGAAAAGAUCUAGUUUCUAGUCUUGUCUCAGGGUUACUCACUAUUGGUCCAAGAUUUGGAGGAGCCAUUGAUGAUGCUGCUCGAUACUUCAAGGAUGCUUAUGACAAGGGUCUUACUCCAUAUGAGUUCGUCGAAAGCAUGAAGAAGAAGGGUAUUCGUGUGCCAGGAAUUGGGCACAGGAUUAAGAGAGGAGACAACAGAGAUAAGAGAGUAGAGUUACUACAGCUUUACGCACGUACCAACUUCCCUUCUGUCAAAUACAUGGAGUAUGCUGUCGAAGUUGAAACAUACACUCUAUCAAAGGCAAACAACUUGGUUAUGAAUGUUGAUGGUGCCAUUGGAUCUCUCUUCUUGGAUCUCCUUGCUGGUAGUGGAAUGUUCAGCAAAACUGAGAUUGACGAAAUCGUGGAAAUAGGAUAUCUUAAUGGACUCUUUGUGCUUGCACGUUCCAUUGGUCUCAUCGGGCACACCUUUGACCAGAAGAGAUUGAAGCAACCAUUGUACCGUCACCCAUGGGAGGAUGUUCUCUACACCAAAUAAUCUCCUGUUUCUAGCUACCGGUUGUAACAACGUUUCUUGCUUCUCAUUCUUUUUGUCUCUCUUUCAAAUGUCAAUUUUUAGUCCUGUGAUUUAUCUCUUUUUUUUUCUCGUGUCAUUUAUAAACUUAACAUUGUUGUUUGUACUCAGUGAUUGCAGCCUUUGGUGUUGUCUUUAAACUAGUGUAGUAAGAGAGAUGUGAAUGAUUUUAAAUAAUCUGUUAUGAGCAUUACUUUGUCAGUCAGUGAAUGCAAAAAUUGUGCCAUAUGAGUUUGACAGUGAAAGAUGCCGAAUUUGACAAAGCAAGAUGUAAGUAAUUGUAAAUUAUAUAGUUUUCACUUGGCUGUUGUUUCAUCAGAUGAAUAUCAAAGAUUUGUUGAAGAUA